GGCCCGGGGCUAGAGCUACGGAAAAGUCCAGAGUGCUGCCCGAAGGAGAUGUCAGCGGCGCACCCCGGGAACCGUCCGAGGAUGAAAAGUAUGAUCUACCAAGCCUUUUCUCAGCAGGAGGCAAAAGAGUUGGAUAUUAAGCAUGCUGGAGCCACUCGGGCAGAAGCCUUUGUAAAGGCCUUCCUGAAGCGUGCCAUGCCGCACAUGAGCCAACAAGCCUGUGAAGACCAUUUGCAACGAAAGGCUGUUGUUCUGGAAUACUUCACUCGCAGGAAAAGAAAAGAGAAGAAAAAGAAAUCCAGAGGUCUCUCUGCCAGGCAGAGACGAGAAAUGCGGCUCUUUGACAUUAAACCAGAACAGCAAAGGUACAGUCUUUUCCUUCCUUUGCAUGAUCUCUGGAAACAGUAUAUCAGGGAUCUGUGUAAUGGGCUCAAACCAGACACGCAGCCUCAGAUGGUUCAAGCCAAGCUGUUAAAGGCAGAUCUUCAUGGCGCUAUUGUUUCAGUCACAAAGUCCAAAUGCCCUUCCUAUGUGGGUGUCACAGGAAUCCUUCUACAGGAAACUAAGCAUGUUUUCAAAAUUAUCACCAAAGACGACCACCUGAAAGUUAUCCCCAAGCUAAACUGUGUGUUCACUGUGGAAAUAGAUGGCUUCCUUUCCUACAUUUAUGGGAGCAAAUUCCAGCUUCGAUCAAGUGAACGGUCUGCAAAGAAGUUCAAAGCAAAGGGAACAAUUGACUUAUGAACUUUUGCU
Messenger RNA from Suncus etruscus (white-toothed pygmy shrew), 753 nucleotides. RefSeq names its product POP4 homolog, ribonuclease P/MRP subunit (gene POP4). Gene Ontology annotation, cellular component: ribonuclease MRP complex; ribonuclease P complex. The coding region runs from base 49 to 744 and encodes 231 amino acids. Gene Ontology annotation, molecular function: ribonuclease P RNA binding. The transcript is spliced from 7 exons. Gene Ontology annotation, biological process: tRNA 5'-leader removal; rRNA processing. The record is from RefSeq and is a predicted model, not a curated record. Lineage: Eukaryota; Metazoa; Chordata; Mammalia; Eulipotyphla; Soricidae.